Podarcis muralis (Common wall lizard) is the source of this 4104-nucleotide messenger RNA. RefSeq names its product kinesin light chain 2 (gene KLC2). Lineage: Eukaryota; Metazoa; Chordata; Lepidosauria; Squamata; Lacertidae. Gene Ontology annotation, cellular component: kinesin complex; cytoplasm. Gene Ontology annotation, molecular function: kinesin binding. The record is from RefSeq and is a predicted model, not a curated record. Gene Ontology annotation, biological process: microtubule-based movement.
GGUGCCGCAGUGCCUGCCGGGAAGGAUGUGAGGCCGCCGGUGGCUGGAGAAAGAGCAGAGGCGGCGGUGGCGGUGGCGGCGACGAGGACGAGGGAGGCGCGCGCAGGCUCAGUGAUGGCGACCAUGUUGUACCCCCGUGAGGAGAAGCUGGAGAAGAUGAGCCAGGAUGAGAUUGUGUUGGGCACCAAGGCAGUGGUGCAAGGCCUGGAGACACUGCGCACUGAGCACCACUCGCUGCUGGCCGCCCUUCUCGACACCGUCAACCGGCUGGAGCAGCAGCACGAAACAAGUGCUGCCCAGGAGAAGGCCAGCCUCUUGCGCAAAUCUCUGGAAGCCAUCGAGCUGGGCCUUGGGGAGGCUCAGGUGAUCAUUGCCCUCUCCAGUCACCUGAGCGCGGUGGAGUCAGAGAAGCAGAAGCUGCGGGCUCAGGUGCGGCGCCUGGUGCAGGAGAACCAGUGGCUGCGCGAUGAGCUGGCUGGGACCCAGCAGAAGUUGCAGCGGAGCGAGCAGUCCGUGGCCCAGCUGGAGGAGGAGAAGAAGCACCUGGAGUUCAUGAACCAGAUUAAGAAAUUUGAUGAUGAUGUUUCGCCAUCGGAUGAGAAGAAUGGGGAGACGGGCAAAGACUCCUUAGAUGAUCUGUUCCCGAACGAUGAUGACCAGGGACAAGGGCAGACGCAUGGUAGUGGAGAUGCAGCAGCCCAACAUGGUGGUUAUGAGAUUCCGGCACGGCUGCGGACACUCCACAACCUGGUGAUCCAAUAUGCUUCCCAGGGGCGCUACGAGGUGGCUGUACCGCUCUGCAAGCAAGCACUGGAGGAUCUUGAGAAGACCUCAGGACAUGACCACCCCGAUGUGGCUACUAUGCUGAAUAUUCUUGCACUGGUUUACAGGGACCAAAAUAAGUACAAGGAGGCUGCUCAUCUUCUCAAUGAUGCCUUGGCCAUCCGGGAGAAGACCUUGGGAAAGGACCACCCUGCCGUGGCUGCUACCCUCAACAAUCUGGCUGUGCUGUAUGGUAAGCGGGGAAAGUAUAAGGAGGCGGAACCGCUGUGCAAGAGGGCUCUGGAGAUCCGAGAGAAGGUGCUGGGGAAGUACCACCCAGAUGUGGCCAAGCAGCUCAACAACUUGGCUCUCCUUUGCCAGAACCAGGGCAAGUACGAGGAGGUUCAGUACUACUACCGCCGCGCCCUGGAGAUCUACGAGUCUCGCCUCGGGCCAGACGACCCCAAUGUGGCCAAAACUAAAAACAACCUGGCCUCCUGCUACCUCAAACAAGGCAAAUACAAGGACGCUGAGGCCCUCUACAAGGAGAUCCUGACCCGAGCACACGAGAGAGAGUUUGGCUCAGUCAAUGGAGAGAAUAAGCCGAUCUGGAUGCAUGCAGAAGAGCGAGAGGAAAGCAAGGAGAAGCGCAAGGAGAAAGACAGCGCCCCCUAUGGGGAGUAUGGCAGCUGGUACAAAGCCUGCAAGGUGGACAGCCCCACAGUCAACACGACUCUGAAAAGCUUGGGUGCUCUCUACCGGCGCCAGGGAAAAUUGGAGGCUGCAGAGACGCUGGAGGAGUGUGCCCAGAAAACCCGCAAGCAGGGCAUGGACGCUAUUAACCAGAGCAAGGUUGUAGAACUACUGAAGGAUGGGAACCGCUCCGAGCACCGAUCAAACUGUGAGGGGGUCCUCAGCUCCAACAAGUGUGAAAACGGGAUUGACCCGGAAGACAGAGCGGCUGAGUGGUCCGGGGCGGGCUCCGGAGCCUUGCGACGCAGCGGCUCCUUUGGGAAGCUGCGUGACGCCUUGCGACGAAGCAGCGAGAUGCUGGUGAAGAAGCUGCAGGGGAGCAGCCCGCAGGAGCCCCGGAACCCAGGGAUGAAGCGGGCCAGUUCUCUCAACUUCCUCAACAAGAGUGUGGAAGAGGAAGCAAGCCAGGCAUCCAGUAGUCUAUCUGACAGCCGUGGCCUUAGCGCCAGCAACGUAGACCUCUCUCGGCGGAGCUCUCUGCUGGCGUGAGGAUCAGCUUGGCCUGCACCUACGUUGCAUUGUUGAAGACCUGGGCCACGUCCGACCUUCUGCCUUCUCUCUCUCUCUCUGUGCUGCUCUGCCUGUGACCACUUGCCCCCAUGUCUAGCAGCAGAAGAAUCGCCCACCCCCUUGUUACAAGGAUGUCCCGUCACAAUUUGCCCUGUGUGGAGCAGUGUGCACUUUCUCACACAUUCUCACACGUGUGCAUGCACUCACGCAUGCACACACACACACACACAGCCUAUGUCUUCCUCUCCACUGCAGCAUGCUGCUGUCACCCUCGUUGUUGUACUUUGCUACUGGAAAAGAAACUGUAGUUUGCUAGGGUGAGUGUGGCUCUUAACUCUGCCAUCUGUCCAUCUCCUCUGCCAGCAGUUUAGCUUCUUGUAAAGGAUAAGGUGAUCCCACCUGUGCCAAGGAACCCCUAAGCUGCACUCCUCAUGCAUAUACUGUAUGCACUAUAUGUUUUUCAAGUGCCCCCUUCCUGUGAAUGCUAAGAAUGUAUCUCUUUUGGUGGGGAGGAGGAAUCUGUGUCUUUCAGAACCCCCCCCCCAAAAAAAAAUGAGUGGGCAGAGAGAGGCUUCUUACAGUGCUCCUAAAUAAGCAAUGCUACGCCCUACUGUAGCAAACCUCUGCGAGAACUGUGCCUGGGCUGAAUUACCUAACAAUUCAGUUUGAUUUGUUUGUCCCCAGAAGAGGAAGAAUUGCAGUUCCCAGGGCAUCUACAGUUACCCUUUGCCAUGUGAAGUCUCUCUUUUCUUUUCCCGCUAUGGUCUUCUCCCCAUCUCUUUGCUUUGCAUUCUUGUUUUGGCCUCAGGGAAUCGCUGUUCCUUUUCAAAGCCCCAACCCCCCCUUAUUCACUUCUUCUCCCCCAUUUUUUCCUCUUCUCUUCUUCUCUACCCAACCUCCCCAGUCUCUACUCUGCCUAUGUACAGCAGCCUCUUAAGAAUUCUUUGACUUUUCAUAGUUGUUUUGCUGGGUCAGGGCUGUGUCAUUUGUGCGCAGAACAGCUGUUGCCAGUUUUGCCAUUUCCCUCUCCAACCCCCCUAAAAUAGUUUAGGGCUAGGGGAAGAAGGCAGCUGUGGAGUCUUAUCUCCACAGUUUCCUGUGUCAUGGAGGCUGGUGCUGUCAUGCUAGCAAAACUACCACCCACUCUUUUUUAUCAACAAAACUUGACUACAUGGCAUUUGCUGUUUCCCUUCCUUCUGGACUGAGCAAUAGCAAGGCAUUGUGAAGCAGGAAUGGCUGGCCUUCAGCGCUGGACGUUGCACUUUCUGGGUCAUUCUACACUGGACAACAAAUUUUCCUGGAAUAUUUGUCUCUGUUUCUAUCAGACCGAUGCACGGGAGUGCAGUGUAGGGGACUUUGGAUUCCAGGCAUUUUCCGUCUGCUGGGAGGAGUAUGGCAUUGGGAGCAUGAAGGUGUGGGUGAUGGACGGUGGAAAUUAAAGUUCUUCCUUGUAAUAAUCACCAUAAAUCAGUGCUGGAAAAUAUUAGCCCAACCCUUCACUCUAUCGUGUGACCUUAUUAAAAAUCACGUUAGACCUGUAAGCACUAUAAAUGGAGCUGCCUUAUUUCCUGGUGAAGGUUUUAAGCUGCAGCUGCAACCUGGCAUGUGUGGCGGAAGAGUAAGGAAUUUGAGCCAUUCUCUCAGUGGCAGCCAAGCUGGCCCCCUCCAUGUGACGUUGGACUUCAACCCCAAUCAUCCCCGACCACUGGACUUGCUGAUGGGGAAUUGGGAGUCCAGCAGUGCUUGGGGGAGAUCACCACUUCUGUUCUAAAUUGACCCACCCCUCCAGGAGAGCUUUCUCCUUUGACUCUGCUGCUAUCCUAGAGUUUCUAGGCCAAGGAUCUGUGUGCCUUUUAGUAGCUGUUUUAAGAGGUGAGCAUUUCAGUGGUUGCAAAUUCUCCAUUCUGCCUCGGUCGGGAGGCAAACUCAGCUGGUGUUGCUCCUUCCUGCACAGCUAUUAAAAAGCAUGGGUGGGGGGUCCUUGCGGUUUAAAGCUGGUGACUUUCCUUUGCCUCUUCAUUAGUUGCUCUCUUAGCUCAGUAUUUAAGCGAGAAAAUGUUAUUUAAACCAACAAAAAAA